Molecule: messenger RNA, 1640 nt
Organism: Jaculus jaculus (lesser Egyptian jerboa)
Lineage: Eukaryota; Metazoa; Chordata; Mammalia; Rodentia; Dipodidae
Product: heterogeneous nuclear ribonucleoprotein A1-like
Exons: 1
Coding region: 203-1330 (375 amino acids)
Molecular function (GO): RNA binding
Source: RefSeq, a predicted model, not a curated record
UUUUUUUUUUUUUUUUUUAAACAACGCCCCAACGGAUGUUUCACGGACGAUGCAAUUUGGAGGAGACGAAUCGAAACAGCCAAUCAGAGCUGGCUGAGGGGCGGGCGGGACAGAUAAGCGAGGCCGAAGGAGGCGCGCGGAGCGGCUGCGCCCGAGCGGCCGGGAAGCGUCCUCGAAAGCAUCCUCCGGUCGCCCUGCCGUCAUGGCAUCGAAGUCCCAGGCCCCCAAGGAGCCCGAGCAGCAGCGGAAGCUCUUCAUCGGAGGACUGAACUUCGAGACGACGGAGGAGGGUCUGAGGAGCCACUUCGAGCGGUGGGGGACCCUCACCGACUGCGUGGUCAUGCGGCAUCCGGACACCAAGCGCUCCAGGGGCUUCGGCUUUGUGACCUACGCCACGGUGGAGGAGGCGGACGCGGCCAUGAGCGCGAGGCCCUACAAGGUGGAUGGCAGCGUGGUGGAGCCCAGGAGGGCCAUGUCCAGGGAAGAUUCGCAUAGACCCGGGGCCCACUUGACGGUGAGGAAGAUCUUCGUCGGAGGCAUCAAGGAAGACACGGAAGAGCAUCACCUGCGAGAUUACUUUGCACGGUACGGCAGGGUGGAAGUGAUUGAGAUCCUGACGGACAGAGGCAGCGGGAAGAAGAGGGGCUUCGCCUUCGUGACCUUUGACGACCCCGACUCGGUGGAUAAGAUCGUCAUUCAGAAAUACCACACUGUGAACGGCCACAACUACGAAGUCAGGAAGGCCCUGUCCAAGCAAGAGAUGGCUAGUGCUUCAUCCGGCCAAAGAGGCCGCAGCGGCUUUGGGAACUCGGGUGGUGGUGGUCGUGGGGGUGGGUUCGGUGGCAAUGACAGCUUUGGUCGUGGAGGCAACUUCAGUGGUCGUGGUGGCUUUGGUGACAUGUGGGGUGGUGGAGGGUACGGUGGCAGUGGGAACGGCUAUAAUGGGUUUGGUAAUGAUGGUGGUUAUGGAGGCGGCGGCCCUGGCUACCCUGGAGGCCAUGGAAGUGGUGGUGGGUAUGGUUACGGGAACCAGGGCAGUGGCUAUGGGGGGAGUGGCAGCUAUGACAGCUACAGCAAUGGAGGAGGAGGAGGGGGCUUUGGUGGUGGUAGUGGAGGCGGUUUUGAAGGUGGCGGAAGCCACAGUGAUUUUGGCAAUUACGAUCAUCAGUCUUCAAAUUUUGGAUCCAUGAAGGGAGGAAAUUUUGGAGGCCGAAGCCCUGGCCCUUACGGUGCUGGAGGCCAGUACUUUGCCAAGCCACGAAACCGAGGUGGCUAUGGCGGUUCCAGCAGCAGCAGCAGCAGCAGCCAUGGCGGUGGUAGAAGAUUUUAAUUACUGCCAGGAAGCAAAGCUUAGCAGGAGAGAAGUGACAGGAAGCUACAUGUUACAGCAGAUUUGUGAACUCACUAGCUGCUACAAAGAAGGCAUGUUUAGAUAAUACUAAUACGUAUGGCAAAAAUAAAAGAAACCUGAGGACUGUAUUGUGCCUAAGUGUAUAAAGGUUGUUUUAGUUUCUGUUCUGUGGAAAGUGUAAAGCAUUCCAACAAAGGAUUUUAAUGUAGUCUUUGUUUUUUUUCCACCCAUGGUGUUGAUUGUAAUAGUCUGAUCAUGACACUGAAUAAAUGUGUCUUUUUGAAAAGGA